Messenger RNA from Clupea harengus (Atlantic herring), 3267 nucleotides. It is a transcript of the gene chuk, whose product is annotated as component of inhibitor of nuclear factor kappa B kinase complex. The record is from RefSeq and is a predicted model, not a curated record. Lineage: Eukaryota; Metazoa; Chordata; Actinopteri; Clupeiformes; Clupeidae. Gene Ontology annotation, biological process: peptidyl-serine phosphorylation; positive regulation of transcription by RNA polymerase II; tumor necrosis factor-mediated signaling pathway. Gene Ontology annotation, molecular function: ATP binding; IkappaB kinase activity. Gene Ontology annotation, cellular component: IkappaB kinase complex; cytoplasm.
CGCAGUAAAGCCACAGCGUUCCAAGCAGCUAACUGGGAAACCAUCAAGCUAACUGUUGGACCUACUUGUCGCAUGUGUCCGUUUUACGUUGUGUUUAAAGUUCGGACGUUUUUAUAAGCGAUAUUAGACUAUGACAGCGAGUCUGUUGCUGGUAGUAUUGUAAUAUGUAAGCAGUCGCAAGUGAGAUAACAGAACGAUAUUUUGCUAGCAAACAUGCUAUCGCUAGGUCUCUUGGUAUAGACAGCUAAUGUCCGUGACCCAAUUAACGUUAGCUAGAUUGCUAACGUUAGCAUAACUUUGUUUACGUACAGGUAUCGUUUGGUAGGCGAACAAUAAUACGUUAGUUGGCUACAAGUUCACAGCUAGCUAGUAGCUUCAGGUGACUGGCCGACCGAUAUAGUUUAGCUAGCUGUACCUAUGUUCAGAGAUACUGAACCACUAUCCACAAUGUGAUCACAUUUAUGGAAAAUUACUGUAUUUGUAAAGGAAUGAUACCUAUAGAUAUGGACCGAUAGCUAACGUUAGCUCGUCAAAUUUUCAGGCUAUCUAAGAUGUCGACAAGUCUUUAAAGCUGAACAAACAAGAUUUUCACAAGAAUGGAUAAACCGCCUUUCAGACAGAACCAGAACCAGGUAUGCGGGGCGUGGGUUAUGAAGGAGCGGCUGGGCACAGGCGGCUUCGGUCACGUCUAUCUCUACCAUCAUGUGGAGAGCAAUGACAAAAUCGCAGUGAAACUGUGCCGCUUGGAGCUCAACGCCAAAAACAAAGACCGAUGGAGUCGGGAGAUCCAGAUCAUGAAGAAGUUGAACCAUCUAAAUGUGGUGACGGCCAAGGAGGUGCCGGAGGAGAUGCAGCACAUCGCCCUGAAUGACCUGCCCUUGCUGUCCAUGGAGUACUGCUCCAAAGGGGACCUGCGAAAGCUGUUGAGCAAGCCAGAGAACUGCUGUGGGCUAAAGGAGAGCGAGGUGCUGUCCUUACUCAACGAUGUUGGCGCCGGUAUCCAGUAUCUGCAUGAGAAUAAGAUCAUCCACAGAGACCUGAAGCCAGAGAACAUUGUGCUGCAGGACCUGGAUGGGAAGCUGGUCCAUAAGAUCAUAGACCUGGGCUAUGCCAAAGACCUGGAUCAGGGCAGCCUCUGCACCUCUUUUGUUGGCACCCUGCAGUACCUGGCGCCGGAGCUGUUUGAGAAUAAGCCGUACACUGUGACUGUGGACUACUGGAGCUUCGGCACCAUGAUCUUCGAAUGCAGUUGUGGCUUCCGGCCCUUUCUGCACAACUUGCAGCCAGUGCAGUGGACAACCAAAGUGCGCAACAAAGGCCAAAAGGACAUCAUGGCAGUGGAGGACAUGAAUGGAGAAGUCAGGUUCUCAACACACCUACCCUACCCCAACAACCUCAGCAGGACACUUCUGGAGCCUCUGGAGACCCUGCUGCAGUUGAUGCUGCGCUGGGACCCGGUGCAGAGGGGAGGGGGUCUGAGUCCUGAGAGCAGACAGCCCCAGUGUUUCAGCAUGCUGGAGCAGAUCCUCAACAUGAAGGUGGUGCACAUCCUGAACAUGACGUCCACUCAGGUGCACUCCUUCCUGCUGGCGCCUGACGAGGGGCUGCACUCCCUGCAGCAGCGCCUUGAGGCCGAGACUGGCAUCCAGCAUCUCCACCAGGAGCUGCUGCAGGAGACCGGCGUCUCCCUCGACCCACGCAAGCCCGCCGCACAGUGUGUCCUCGACGGCGUGAGGGGCUGGGACAGCUACAUCGUCUACCUGUUCGACAGGAGCCUGACCAAGUACACCGGUCCCUUCACUGCCAGACCACUGCCCGACAGCGUCAAUUUCAUCGUGAGGGAGACCAAGAUGCAGCUGGCUCUCAGUGCGCUGAAGAAGGUGUGGGGGGAGGCGGUGAGCUACAUCUGCGGCCUGAGGGAGGACUACAGCCGCCUCUUCCAGGGCCAGAGGGCCGCCAUGCUGAGUCUGCUGCGCUACAACACCAACCUGACGCGCUACAAGACGAUCAUGUUCUCAGUGUCCCAGCAGCUCAAGGCCAAGCUGGACUUCUUCCGGAGCAGCAUCCAGUUCGACCUGGAGAAGUACCGCGACCAGAUGCAGUAUGGGAUAUCCUCUGAGAAGAUGCUGAGGGCCUGGCAGGAUAACGAGGAGAGGGCUGCUGCCUUUGCACAGGUGGCUGAGGUGGGUCAUCUGGAUGAGGAGAUCAUGGCUCUGCACUCCGAGAUCGUUGAGCUGCAGCGAAGCCCGUACGCCCGUCGCCAAGGUGACAUCAUGGAACAACUAGCAGAGAAGGCCAUUGAGCUCUACAAGCAGCUGAAAGCCAAGUGCAAAAUGCCUGACCCUCAGCAUGGCUACAGUGACAGCUCUGAGAUGGUGAAAGUCAUUGUGCAGACGGUCCAAAACCAGGAUAAAGUUCUCAGAGAUCUCUACUCUCACCUCAGUAAGAUCCUCCUGAGCAAGCAGAAGAUCAUAGGCCUGUUUCCUAAGAUUGAGCGCACGCUGGAGAGCAUCAAGGAGGCUGACGGCACCGUCAUGCAGAUGCAGAUGAAGAGGCAGAGAGAGUUCUGGCACCUGCUCAAGAUUGCCUGCGCCCAGAACACCAGCCGUAACUCUCUGACAGGCGGGGGGGAGGCGAGUGGCUCGUUGAACUGGAGUUCCCCCCCUACCAACAUCCAGCAGCAGCAGCAGACGCCCCCAUCUGGCCCCCCUCCAGCUCCCCACGCCUGCUACGCUCCCUGCCUGGCCCCCAGGAAGGUGAGUCUGUUCAGCGUCUGCUGGAGGAGAACCAGAGGUACCUAAGCCAGCUGACCAGCCUGCUACAGGAGACCACAGAUGACAAGACCGAGAGCAUCAUGGAGCAGGACUGGAGCUGGACCCGAUACCAGUCCCUGAUCUAAGCCUCUGCACGUCUCACUCCCUGAAACACAGCAGAAGACGGACUCCUGGUUCUGACCCCAACCCAGCAGGGCCGUUUCAUACUCCUUCGUCCUGUUUCUCCUCUCACUGUUCGCAUUUAGCAUUUGGGCCUGUUAGACGGUUGGAGAUCAUGUUAUUAUGUGAUCAUGUGCGUAUGCAGUUUGGGCUGAUUAGAAUGGAGUCCAUGGAUCAUAGGCGUCUUUUAACGCAGCUUCUGAAACACAUAUACAUAUAUACAUACAUAUAUAAAUAUGCACCUAUUUAUUAUGAAUUAUGUUCCUUUGAUUUGUGUUUUAAUUUGUUCAGGUGCUGUCAGGUAUGUGUUAGUAGGGGGAGGAGUGAAUUCUGG